Molecule: messenger RNA, 1755 nt
Organism: Piliocolobus tephrosceles (Ugandan red Colobus)
Lineage: Eukaryota; Metazoa; Chordata; Mammalia; Primates; Cercopithecidae
Gene: ACP3
Product: acid phosphatase 3
Exons: 11
Coding region: 131-1387 (418 amino acids)
Biological process (GO): dephosphorylation
Cellular component (GO): plasma membrane
Molecular function (GO): phosphatase activity
Source: RefSeq, a predicted model, not a curated record
GGAAACUUUACUAUUUACGAGUGUGGCUCCUCCUUCCCUUUCAAUCCCUUAAUUAAAUAGCUUCCCCUCUACAGGCUUUUGAAGCUGUAGCAGUUCCUCCUAACUCCUGCCAGAAACAGCUCUCCUCAACAUGAGAGCUGCACCCCUCCUCGUGGCCAGGGCAGCAAGCCUUAGCCUUGGCUUCUUGUUUCUGCUUUUUUCCUGGCUAGACCCAGGUGUACUAGCCAAGGAGUUGAAGUUUGUGACUUUGGUGUUUCGGCAUGGAGACCGAAGUCCCAUUGACACCUUUCCCACUGAUCCCAUAAAGGAAUCCUCAUGGCCACAAGGAUUUGGCCAACUCACCCAGCUGGGCAUGAAGCAGCAUUAUGAACUUGGAGAGUAUAUAAGAAAGAGAUACAGAACAUUCUUGAAUGAGUCCUAUAAACAUGAACAGGUUUAUGUUCGAAGCACAGACGUUGACCGUACUUUGAUGAGUGCUAUGACAAACCUGGCAGCACUGUUUCCCCCAGAGGGUGUCAGCAUCUGGAAUCCUAACCUACUCUGGCAGCCCAUCCCAGUGCACACAGUUCCUAUUUCUGAAGAUCAGUUGCUAUACCUGCCUUUCAGGAACUGCCCUCGUUUUCAAGAACUUGGGAGUGAGACUUUGACAUCAGAGGAAUUCCAGAAGAGGCUGCACCCUUAUAAGGAUUUUAUAGCUACCUUGGGAAAACUUUCAGGAUUCCAUGGCAAGGACCUUUUUGGAAUUUGGAGUAAAAUCUACGACCCUUUAUAUUGUGAGAGUGUUCACAAUUUCACUUUACCUUCCUGGGCCACUGAGGAAGCCAUGACCAAACUGAGAGAAUUGUCAGAAUUGUCCCUCCUGUCCCUCUAUGGAAUUCACAAGCAGAAAGAGAAAUCUAGGCUCCAAGGGGGUGUCCUGGUCAGUGAAAUCCUCAAUCACAUGAAGAGAGCAACUCAGAGGCCAAGCUACAAAAAACUUAUCAUGUAUUCUGCACAUGACACUACUGUGAGUGGACUACAGGUGGCGCUAGAUGUUUACAACGGACUCCUUCCUCCCUAUGCUGCUUGCCACUUGAUGGAAUUGUACUUUGAGAAGGGGGAGUACUUUGUGGAGAUGUACUAUCGAAAUGAGACGCAGCAUGAGCCGUAUCCGCUCACACUACCUGGCUGCAGCCCCAGCUGUCCUCUGGAGAGGUUUGCUGAGCUGGUUGGCCCUGUGAUCCCUCAAGACUGGUCCACGGAGUGUAUGACCACAAACAGUCAUCAAGUUCUAAAGGUCAUCUUUGCUGUUGCCUUUUGCCUGAUAUCUGCUGUCCUAAUGGUACUGCUGUUUAUCCACAUUCGCCGUGGAACCUGCUGGCAGAGAGACUCCUAUGGGAACAUCUGAACAGACAGCUGGAUAAGCCACACCAACCUCCUGUGACACAGCAUCUCUCAGUGGUGCCACAUCUAAAGGACAGGCUUUUGCCAUGUGGGCAUUGCCGUCCUCACACCCUGCCUUUCGAAUCUGCCUAGAGCAGGGUCUGAACUCACAGGGACCCACAGACAGCUGCUGGACUGACAGAUGAAUGAACACCAAGGUUACCUAGGUCUUCUCAUCAUGGAGUGAUAGUGCAGGCUGCUCGUUCAGCUAGAAAGAGGCUGUUAUGCAUAGGAUGGUUGUAUUCUCCGCCACAGUUGUCCGGAGAGAAAUAAGAAGCCAAACUCCAAUCAGCCUUUUACCUGCAAAGAGCGAAGGAUGAGAAGGUGGACAAA